UUCGGAUCGCCGCCGUGUCUGGAUGUACGUCCCUCACCGUUCCGCAAACACGCGUUCCUCCCUACUUGCGAAAAGUGUCGAAAGUGUCCGGACACUUAUAAAGCCAGAGGAAGGUCAAGGAACACUUACAGAAGCGAUUUCAGUGCCUGGGCACCAGUGCCAGCCGAGCCAUACCCCCGAAAAGUGGUCAGCAUGCUGAGGGCAGGUAUCGGGUUGUCCCGGGCCAGGCGGAUAUGCCCAGCCUUCGUCAGGGGAUUCGAGGGGCGCCCCGGGUACGGGGGCGUUGCCGUGGGCGCCGGGGCGUGCGUCGGGGAAAGGGCCACGUGCCCGACGGGGCACGUGCGCCGUCUGGCCACGACUGCCGCCGUACGGAGCGGUUUGAUCCCCCAAAGUGACCCUUUCGCCCAUCGGCAUAUUGGGCCCCGUCUGGAAGACCAGAGGAAGAUGUUGGCACUUUUGGGGUAUGAAAGUCUAGAUGCCCUUACUGACACCGCUGUCCCCAAGAAUAUCCGUCUGGGCCGUGACCUCAACGUUGACCCUCCUGUGGGAGAGCACUCGGUCCUCAACAGGAUCCGCGAGAUCUCGGAGAAGAACGAGAUCUGGCGUUCGUACAUCGGCAUGGGGUACCACAGGUGUCGUGUCCCGCACGCCAUUCUGAGGAAUAUCUUUGAAAAUCCUGGGUGGACAACGCAGUACACCCCAUACCAACCAGAAGUGGCCCAGGGUAGGCUGGAGUCUCCUGAACUACCAGACCACUGGUCACUUGAUCUCACGGGGCCGUUUCCAGUGGGCAUUGCCUCUCUGCUAGACGAAGGAACUGCUGCUGCUGAGGCCAUGGGUCUGGCAUACAGACAAAAUAAACGCAGGAAAGUGUACUUGUCUGACAAGCUCCACCCUCAGACUCUAGCCGUGGUCCAAACCAGAGCCAUACCCCUGGGACUGGAAGUUCUAAUUGGUGAUGUGUUCGACAUCGAUUUCACAAACCGCGAUGCAUGUUCCGUGCUCAUCCAGUACCCAGACACAGAGGGAAACAUCAAAGACUUCUCAAAAGUCAUCGAGGAAGCUCAUACUAACGGAACAAUGGUAAUAUGUGCCACAGAUCUCUUAUCCCUCACUCUCCUCAAGCCGCCCGGAGAGCUGGGCGUGGACAUAGCCGUUGGAACUUCGCAGAGGCUUGGAAUUCCCCUGGGGUAUGGUGGUCCCCAUGCGGGCUUCUUUGCCUGCAAGAACAACUUGGUUAGGCUAAUGCCUGGACGUAUGAUUGGUGUGACUAGGUGAGAUGCAAAUGGAAAGGACUGUUUCCGGUUGGCUCUGCAGACUCGCGAACAGCACAUUCGCCGAGACAAGGCCACCAGCAAUAUCUGCACGGCUCAGGCCCUGCUGGCGAACAUGUCGGCCAUGUUUGGAGUUUACCAUGGUCCCGAGGGCUUGAGGAACAUAGCCAACCGUUCCGUGCACAAUGCCACUAUUGUCCUCGCCCGAGGGCUGCAGGGGUCAGGCCAUACCAUUGACAAUGAGUGCUACUUUGACACGUUGAAGGUAUAUUGCCUCCCGGCCACGAGUGAGAUCAGGAUGAGGGCCCAGCAGAAGCAGAUAAACCUCCGUUACUAUCGAGAUGAUACCGUUGGAGUUGCUUUGGACGAAACCAUUGAGAAGGAAGAUCUCGAUGAUCUGUUCUGGGUAUUUAACUGCAAGAAUACAACGGCUGACAAGAUAGCAGCAAACAUGGGAGACACGACGCCAAAGGAACACAUCUUGAACAGCAGUUUUGUCAGGACCUCAAAAUACCUGACGCACCCCAUCUUCAACACCCACCACUCGGAGGCCCAGCUCGUACGUUACAUGAAGAUCCUGGAGAACAAAGAUGUCCUCGUCCACUCCAUGAUUCCAUUGUGUAAGUUUGGAGGUUCCUGCACGAUGAAACUGAACAGCACCACAGAAAUGAUGCCCUGCAGUUUCCCCCACUUUACGGAAAUUCAUCCCUUCGUUCCUCCAGAGCAGGCACUCGGAUAUCGCCUCUUGUUUGAGGAACUGGAACAUGACCUUUGUGAGAUCACUGGAUAUGACAAGAUAUCGUUCCAGCCAAACAGCGGUGCUCAGGGAGAAUAUGCAGGACUCCGUGCCAUCAUGUCCUACUUGGACGCCAAGGGUGAGGGUCACCGUAAUGUUUGUCUCAUUCCCACCUCUGCUCACGGAACGAACCCUGCCUCUGCCCAGAUGGCCGGCAUGAAAGUCGAGUCAGUCAACGUCAAUAAAGAGGGAUCUAUAGACUUCAGACAUCUUGUAGCCAAGAUUGAGAAGCAUCGUAAAAAUCUGGCCUGUUUGAUGAUCACGUAUCCUUCAACCAACGGCGUUUUCGAGGACAACGUCAAGGACGUUUGCAACAUGGUCCACGAAGCUGGAGGACAGGUAUACCUUGACGGAGCCAACAUGAACGCCCAGGUGGGUCUCUGCCGUCCGGGAGACAUCGGAUCUGACGUUUCCCAUCUGAACCUUCACAAGACCUUUUGCAUCCCCCACGGAGGAGGAGGACCUGGAAUGGGGCCCAUUGGAGUAAAGCGACACUUGGAACCGUACUUGCCCAGUCACCCCAUUGUUGACCCCAUGGCCCUGAUGAAGAAGCGUGCCCGCAGCUUUGGCGUCGUAUCUGCAGCCCCUUACGGCUCUGCUGCCAUCCUCCCCAUUUCCUGGGCUUACGUGAAGAUGAUGGGUCCCAAAGGCCUCCGGGAAGCUACACAGGUUGCCAUCUUGAAUGCAAACUACAUGGCCAAGCGACUUGAAAAACACUUCAAGGUACUGUAUACAGGUAACUGCGGCUUGGUAGCUCAUGAGUUCAUCCUGGACAUGAGAGACUUCAAGAAAACUGCUGGAAUAGAGGCAACAGACAUUGCGAAACGUCUCCAGGAUUACGGUUUCCACGCACCAACGAUGUCCUGGCCCGUAGCAGGAAGCCUCAUGGUUGAACCCACGGAAUCCGAAGACAAGGCGGAACUCGACAGAUUUUGUGACGCCAUGAUUAUGAUUCGUGAGGAAAUUCGUGACCUGGAAGAGGGCAGAUCCGACCCAGCGUGCAACCCACUGAACAUGUCUCCACAUCCUCUAAUCACAGUUACAUCAUCAUCCUGGGAUCGACCUUAUUCCCGGGAACAGGCUGCAUUCCCAGCGCCGUUCAUUCGCCCCGAGUCCAAGUGGUGGCCAACAGUUGGACGCAUCGACGACAUUUACGGAGACCGCAACCUGGUGUGUACCUGCCCGCCAAUGGAAGCAUAUUGCUCGCCCUUUGACGAGGACUCCGAUGGGCAAGAGGAAGUAAAGGCUGCAUCAGCCUAGGUGCUUCAAAACUAUAUAUCCCUACGUAAAGUUAUGAGAUUUUCCACCGGAACUACGCUUUCGGACGUUGGUCUUAACAUUUCUCCUUGAAUGGUUGUUGUAAGUUUAGCUUAACUUUUGUACUUCACAUUUUAAAUGUAAUUAUAGUUUUAUUCUAUAACUUUGGAAAGUUUGGAGUCGGUUUUACGGACAUACAAACUUGUCGAAUGCCUAACUUUUAGGGAGAUUAUAAUGCUGUAAAAAUCCUGUGAUCUUUUAAAAGAUUAAGUAAUACAUAUCAGUAUGUUUUAUGUUGAUUUAUAGUGCAAUAUAUAAUAACUGACACGUUACACAUCCAGUAGUACCACCAGCAUUAGUUUUUUGGUUUGUAUUGAGGUUGGAAGUCAUUUGUUCCUGCUAUAGGUACAAUGACUGGGUUAAUAUAGUUCCUCAAACCACGGUUUAAUACUUGCCAAGGGUUUAUUUUGGUUUUUGUCAAGGUAUUUUCCUCUUGUAUGCACUUUAAAGGUGGUUUGUUGGGGCCUAAGGUACCUGUUUCAGGAGCUGUUAUAGUGGUGGUGACAUAUUCUAUUUGGGAAUACGUACAACAGUUUCAGCCAUCAAAUGUCAAGGUUGAAAAGCCACUUAGUGCUGUGUUGGAACCGUUAACAUUUUGGUGUUAUAAUGAGAGAGGAACAUGAUCUUUUUACAAUAUAUAUACUAAUGGGUCCAGCAUGGCAAAUGUAAAGGUUUAUAAAGCCAGUUAGUCCUGCAUUAGAACUAUUAACAUUUUGCUAUAUUUUCAUUUUAAAUAUGUAAUAGUGACUUUUUCCUUCUUCAAAGAAAAAAUGGGUUAAUUUCAACUUAAAUUUGUGGUGAUACCUAUUAGACUUUAAAUAGGUCAAGUUAUAUAACAGUCUGGCUGUUAUUUCUAGUCACCAGUGAAUACUGGUUUCAUACUGUGCCAUAUUUUAUCUUUGUUCAUAGUUAGAAAAAUAUUUAAUAGGUGUUUGAGGCAGUUUCAGAACCUAUGCACAUGUGACAGAACUUAUGUCAGUAUACAAGAACCUAAGUUAAAUAUUUGUCCAAAGCUACGUUACAUAUACAUUUGUGGCAUAUUACUCAAACCAGUGGUAAUUAAUGUUGUAACUUGAUACUUUUUAUAUACAUAUAUUGCAUUUGGUGUUUAGUUGUGUUACUCGAGUACUUAAAACCAGUUCACUUUUUGUAAGUGGACCAGAGUUUGGUUUGACUUAUAAUGUACCAAACUGUGACUCUUUAGUGCUCCGGGAAGUUACAAGGCUUAUGUGGUUGUAGCCCAGUAAAUGUCGAUAUUCUGAUGUAAUCUGAAUGCACAGGUUUGUUACCACAGUAUGUACAUUCUUUUGUACAAUUGGAGGAAAGGUUCACAGCUGUUCAGAGUUCUUGGUGCACUGUAAUGUAAACUUAUCAAAUAUGUAAAAUCAGAAUUUAGUGAACAACUGUUUGCAAUCCUUGAUGUAAUAUGAACUUUUAAUGUUAUUAUAUGAGCAAAUAUGUAAAAUCGCAGGAAGGUUUGAAAACUGUUCAGAAUUCUUGUAGCUCCAUUUCAGUUUUGUCCAAAGUGAAGGGGUUCACAAUUGUUUACAUUUAUUGUUGCUUGUCACAAGUUGUAAUUUUGCCCAGAACGAUGGACAUACCUUGACAUAAACGCAAUACUUAUAACCAAUGCUAGGCCUAGUUGAAGACAAAUUUUGUCAUUAUAUCAUAUGUUGUAACAAAUCUGGUCACACUCAUGACAAGAAGGUUGCAAGGUGCUGUUUAUGGGCAGGAUAUAUUUUUUGAAAAGGUUUUAAAAAAUCGUUGAAUAGGUGAAUAGGUUAUCUUCGUUUUGUUAAUAUAAAAAACAACGUUGAAUAAAGUGUCUUUCAUAA
Messenger RNA from Macrobrachium nipponense, 5222 nucleotides. Its product is annotated as glycine dehydrogenase (decarboxylating), mitochondrial-like. Gene Ontology annotation, cellular component: glycine cleavage complex; mitochondrion. Gene Ontology annotation, molecular function: glycine binding; pyridoxal phosphate binding; glycine dehydrogenase (decarboxylating) activity. NCBI's taxonomy places the organism in Eukaryota, Metazoa, Arthropoda, Malacostraca, Decapoda, Palaemonidae. The record is from RefSeq and is a predicted model, not a curated record. Gene Ontology annotation, biological process: glycine decarboxylation via glycine cleavage system.